Molecule: messenger RNA, 4437 nt
Organism: Schistosoma turkestanicum
Lineage: Eukaryota; Metazoa; Platyhelminthes; Trematoda; Strigeidida; Schistosomatidae
Source: the annotation of a GenBank genome assembly
AUGUCAAGUUUGAAAUAUUUAUGGCCACCGACAGCAUUUGUUUUAGGCAAUUCCAUGGGAUUUAACACAUCAUCGAAUGGAAAUGUAUUUAAUGCCACGAAUUCAUCAUCAUCCUCAUCCUCAUCCUCUUCAUCGUCAUCGUCUACAUCGUUUGAUGUAUCACAACAAUUUAUUAGUUCAAUGAAUUCAAUUACUUCCAAUGAAUUAAUCAAUCCUAUCAUUAAUUCACCAAUGAUGAUGACACAAGGAAUUGUGCAAAAUUUAAAUGAUUCACAUAAUUUAAAUCAAAUUGAUAGAUUUCAUCAAAUGAAUUCUUAUUCACCUGAUAAUCAUGAUAAUCAUAAUAAUGGUAAUCGAAACUUUACACAUAUACAUGAAUUUCCCGAUGAAAAACAACCUGUUCGAAUGGAUGAAUGUAAUUCUAUCAUACAAACUAAAAAUAUUACCACUACAACUACAACUGACAAUGAAACAUUGAAAUCUUCAUGGUCAUUUAUAGAAAAUAACAACAAUAAUAAUAAUAAACAGAUAGAUACAUGUUUUAUGCCAAUGACUUGUCAUCAUAAUUAUGAUGUUUCCAAAUGUCAAUGUGUUAAUGUAGUUGCUGCUGCAGCAGCUGCUAGUUAUGCACGUUCUUGUUUAUAUCAUGGUGUUGCUAUGGCUGCAGCAUCAUAUAACAACAACAAUAUUGAUAAUUGUACUAAAAGAACAACAUCAACAACACCAAAUUCACUGAAUACAUUGAAGAAUCAUUCCACAACUAUAUCCAAUAUGAAUUCAUUAUAUCCGAGAUCAUUUUUUGCUUCGACACCAACAUCUACUAUAACAACAACAACAACUACAACCACAGCCACAACACCAAGAACACCAACACCGACAUUACCAUCUUCAUUGCUACCAGCCUAUCAUUGUUCCAUUCAAAAUUCACGUGACUAUCAUAAUAACCAAUAUUCAUUGGCAUUUCCCGUGACACAACAACACAUGAAUUCCAUGUUUUUAUCACCAGCACCACUGGGACCACCACCGCUUACUUGUCAACAAUCAUCCAUGUUUGAUUUGAAUACAAUCCACUCGUAUCCUUACACAAACUAUCACCAGCAUAUUGGAAAUGCUAAUUCCAGUGUGGCGUUGGCUGCGGUAGCUGCACAAAAACAUGUACAAUAUUUUCAAGGUAUUUAUUCACGUGCUAAAUCAAAUAAAGCUAAAGGACAUGGUGGAAUCAAUCAACUUGGAGGUGUUUUUGUCAACGGGCGACCAUUGCCGAAUCAAAUCAGACAACAAAUAGUUCAACUGGCCAAUCAAAAUGUACGACCUUGUGAUAUUAGUAGACAAUUAAGAGUUUCACAUGGUUGUGUGAGUAAAAUUUUAGGACGUUAUUAUGAAACUGGAAGUAUACGACCUGGAGUGAUUGGUGGUUCAAAACCAAAAGUUGCCACUGCUUCAGUUGUUGAAGCGAUAUGCAAAUACAAAGAAGAUAAUCCUACUAUGUUUGCAUGGGAAAUACGUGAUCGUUUAUUAAAAGAUCAGAUAUGUACAAUUGAAAAUGUACCAUCUGUCUCGUCAAUUAAUCGUAUUGUACGAAAUAAAGAUAAUCAAACAACAAUUGAACCACAUAAUGUAUUAUCUAGAAAACGUGGACAUCGUCAAAUUCAUAAUACUUCACCAACAAGUAAAACUCAUUUAAGUCAUGAUUCAAAUUGUCAUGAUUCACCCGCCACAACACCUUUAAGUCUUCAAACAAAUUCUUCACCGAAAUCGAUUAAACUCUCUGAUUUUGGACAAGAAAACUAUUUAAAUCAUAGUCCAACAAUCUUCUCAAUAGUUGGAGGCAGAUCAACAUCAACAGGAACUCUGGCAACAACUACAACCGCAACAAAAUCCAAUACAUCAUCUCAUUCAAUGAAAUCAUCCUUUAAGCAAUUAAUGUUCACAGAUAAAAGAACUUCGAAUUUUUUAAAUUCCAAUAUAAAACGUCUUCACAAUUCUCCUCCUCCAUUAUUCACUGGUUCAAUAACUGAAAGUAUAUACGACAAUAAUAAUUACCCCGAAGUAUCUUAUUCAUUUCCUAAUGAAGACAGUAUUAAUAAUACCAUUAAUUCUUUACAAUAUUCACAGUUUACACCAUAUUUUAACAGAAAUUAUGGAGAAACUAUUGAACACUUAAAUCAGGCGGUAAAUUCAAACUUAUCAAACGUUAUGUCAUCAGAUAGUUGUGAUCCUUUAAAAAAUCAACUCAGUAAUUUCAAUUUUAGACUUGUUGAAGGAAAACACAAUGAUGAAAGAGUAGAUGAAUUGGAAAAAAAGAAUUAUUUAACAAAUUUUAAUAAAACUAUCAUAACUACUGAUAAUAAAGAUAUGACAUUCCCAAAAAUUAUGCACACAUUACCAAAUGAUAUAUCUAAUAAAUUAAGUAGGAAUUUCAUUAAUGAUGAAAAAUUAUUACAUAAUCAUCCUGUAAAUGAUGAUUAUUUGCAACAUCCCACGUGUAAUCGAUUUCCGCCAGUAGAUAAUGAUUUAUCAGUAAUCAGGAAUUCACAUUUAUAUCCUUCCUUACGUAAUAUACAUAAUACUGAUGAUUAUAAUAAUAGUAGUAGCAAUGAUAAUAAUAAUAAUAAUGAUAGUAUCACAAAUUAUUUAUUACAGAAAUCUGUAAGUAAACAACCUUUAUCAACAAAUAUCAAUACAUUAAGUGAUUUUUCAUGUUUCAAUAAUGGUUCAAAUCAUAUUAGUUUAUCAACUGAUUAUAGUAUCACUGGAUUAUUAGGUUUAACAAUGGCGGCAUCAAAUGGUUUUAAUACACUAUAUGAAAAUGGCUACACAUUUGGCGGGAAGAAUAAGAAUUUAAAUUUGCUGAUUAAUGAUACACUUGAAAGCUUUCAUUUGCAACAACAACAACAACAACUGGAACAAUAUGAACGUGAUCAACAUGAUCGUUUAAAUUUGGAUUUUACAAAUCAACCAAUACCAUCAUCUGUUUCUCAUUUUCAUGGUUAUAAUUAUACACAUGAAUUAGAGAAACACUUGAAUUAUGAACAACAGCAACAACAUCAACAAAAUAAUCAGAAUUUUUUAUCUUAUAAUGUAUCACAUAAUUUAAAUGUAAAUGAUAAUAGUAAUAGUAAUAAUAAUCAAGAUGGCGAUAAAAUUAAUGGAAAUAAUCAAUUGAAUAAUAGUAUGGUGGAAUAUUCAACAUUGAAACCAGAAAUUUUCAAAAAUUCUAAUGAAUUGAUAACUGAUCAUCAUCAUCAUCAUAAUACUUCUUAUAUGAAUGAAAUUGUUGAGACAUUAUCACUACCAACAUCCAUGUCGUCAUCAUCAAUAUCCCCAUUGUCUUCGACCUCUACAACAACACCAACACCAACAACAACAAUGAUGAUGAAGAAGAAAUCCAGUACAAUAAUGACAGAAAUAGUAUCACAACAACCACAAUCAGUUACAACAUCAUCUUCAUUGAAAUUGGUUUCAGGUACACCAAUGCAUAAGCAUAAGUCAAUAGAAAAAGAACACUUUCUUAUGCAUCGUAAAAGUAGAUUACAGAAUUUCGAAACAAAAUGUACAGUAACAAAUACUUCUUCCUUAAUACCAUCCACAAAUGAUCAUCAUGAUUCAUUGACAAUAAUCAAAAAUUCCAUUGAAUAUAUAGACAAUUUUAUGAUCAAUGAUAAUAAAAAUGAACCGCCACACUUAUCACCAUCAUUGUCAUCUUCAUCAUCUUCAUCAUUCUCCACAUUUAACAAUAAUGAUUCAGGUAUUUCGUUUAUUCUACCAGCAAAUUCAAAUCUUCCAAAUAAAUACUUAAAUCGAUUAGCAAACAAAACUUCUACCAUAAAUGAUUCUUUAAUUUGUAUGGAUUCAACAUUAGAUAAUAAAUCUUCUCUGGCAGGCAUCAAUCAAAAUAUUGAUCGAAUGAAAUUAUCAAAAUUCACUGGAUCUGAAUUAUUAGCAAAAGUUGCAUGUCCUGAUACCAGUACAACAUAUGAUCAUGUUGAACAAGAUUGUCCAUUGAACAAUGAUGAACCGAUCUUUAGUAAAGAUGGAUUUAAGUCAAACAAUGAUUUAUCUAAAACAUACAUGUCAUGUUUUAUACCUUACACUUCUACUUGUUCUUCUUCAUCUUCUUCUUCCUCUUCCCUUUCUCCUUCUUUUCAAUCGUCACAUUUAACGACAAAUCUACCAGAAGCUAAUACAGAUAUUGUGAAUUUCCCAUUGUAUUUAAUGACUGACAAAGUAAACAAUUCAUACUAUACACAAACAUAUACUAAUUUAGAUUUGAAUGAAACAGAUUAUAUAACAACGGAAUUUUUCUCUAGAUCAUUAACAGAUAGAAUUCAUAUGAAUCGAAAUGAUAUGAAUGAUGAAGACAACGCUUCAAAUCAUAUUUCAUCAAAUCAAUGUAGACAUACACCAGAAUUCCCAACACAAUAUUCUUUAAUCUGA